Molecule: messenger RNA, 342 nt
Organism: Clunio marinus
Lineage: Eukaryota; Metazoa; Arthropoda; Insecta; Diptera; Chironomidae
Source: the annotation of a GenBank genome assembly
AUGUCUUGUCCCAUCUCAACAUUGUCCUCCUAUCAAGCACAUGUGGAGUAUUUUAUUACACCUUCUUAUCCCCAAGAUGUCGUCUUAAUCUUAAUGACUUUGGCACUUACUGAGCUUUCUGCUUACACUUUCGUUUUGUUUUGUGCUAUGCGCCAGUUAAUCAGUUCGGAGACUUUUGCUUACUUGCACUGUAUACUUUGCAUCCAUAAAAGUGCAGUUGCACUACAAUGUUCUAAUGUAAAUAAAUUCCAAGCAGCACUAAAACUGACGCUGAUUUAUUUGCUUAGUAAAUUAUUAGUUAAUCACCAACCUGAUGUUGAAAGCGGCACAAUGAAUAGUUGA